Molecule: messenger RNA, 4814 nt
Organism: Acomys russatus (golden spiny mouse)
Lineage: Eukaryota; Metazoa; Chordata; Mammalia; Rodentia; Muridae
Gene: Ankfy1
Product: ankyrin repeat and FYVE domain containing 1
Exons: 24
Molecular function (GO): metal ion binding; protein binding
Source: RefSeq, a predicted model, not a curated record
UCCUUUGCUUUCCUUGCAGAGGAGGUGGCCAAGUUGGAGAAGCAUUUGAUGCUUCUAAGACAAGAGUAUGUCAGGCUGCAGAAGGAACUGGCAGAGACGGAGAAAAGAUGCACACUUUUGGCUGCACAAGCAAGCAAGGAGAAUAGCAGUGAUUCCUUCAUCGGCCGCUUGCUGGCCAUAGUGGCAGGUCUCUAUGAGCAGGAGCAGUACAGUGAUUUGAAGAUCAAGGUUGGGUGCAGGCACAUCAGUGCUCACAAGUUUGUCCUGGCCGCUCGCAGUGAUAGCUGGAGUCUGUCCAACUUGUCUUCCACGGAGGAGCUAGACUUGUCAGAUGCCAAUCCUGAGGUGACAAUGACAAUGCUUCGCUGGAUCUAUACAGAUGAGUUAGAGUUCAAAGAGGAUGAUGUGUUCCUGACUGAGUUGAUGAAACUGGCCAAUCGUUUUCAGCUCCAGCUCCUUAGGGAGAGAUGUGAGAAGGGUGUUAUGUCUCUGGUGAAUGUUAGGAACUGUAUUCGCUUCUAUCAAACUGCGGAGGAAUUAAAUGCCAGCACUCUGAUGAACUACUGUGCAGAAAUUAUUGCAAGUCACUGGGAUGACUUGCGAAAAGAGGACUUCAGUAGCCUGAGUGCUCAGUUGCUGUACAAAAUGAUCAAGUCCAAGACAGAGUACCCUUUGCAUAAAGCAAUCAAAGUGGAGAGAGAAGAUGUGGUCUUCCUCUAUUUGAUUGAAAUGGAUUCCCAGCUCCCUGGGAAGCUGAAUGAAAUGGAUCAUAAUGGAGAUCUUGCAUUAGAUCUGGCACUUUCAAGGCGACUAGAGAGUAUUGCCACCACUCUGGUUAGUCAUAAAGCUGAUGUGGACAUGGUAGACAAGAACGGCUGGAGCUUGCUACAUAAAGGAAUACAAAGAGGAGAUCUCUUUGCUUCUACAUUCCUCAUUAAGAAUGGGGCCCUUGUCAAUGCUGCCACAAUUGGGGCCCAAGAGACACCAUUACACCUUGUAGCAUUGUAUAGUUCAAAGAAAUACUCAGCAGAUGUGAUGUCUGAGAUGGCACAGAUUGCAGAGGCCCUCCUGCAGGCAGGUGCCAACCCCAACAUGCAGGACAGCAAGAGCAGGACUCCCUUACACUUGUCUAUCAUGGCCAGGAAUGAAUAUGUGUUCAAUCAGCUGCUGCAGUGUAAACAAUUAGAUUUAGAACUGAAGGAUCACGAGGGCAGCACUGCACUCUGGCUUGCCGUCCAGUACAUCACCAUGUCUUCAGACCAGUCUGUAAACCCCUUUGAAGACCUCCCUGUGGAAAAUGGGACAUCAUUUGAUGAAAACAGCUUUGCAGCCAGACUCAUUCAACGUGGCAGCAACACUGAUGCUCCUGAUGCAAUGACAGGAAAUUGUUUACUACAGCGGGCAGCUGGUGCAGGAAAUGAGGCUGCAGCUCUCUUCCUGGCAACCAGUGGUGCCCACGCCAACCACAGGAACAAAUGGGGAGAAACUCCUUUGCAUACAGCUUGUAGGCAUGGCCUGGCCAACCUCACAGCAGAGCUCCUGCAGCAAGGUGCCAAUCCAAACUUGCAGACAGAGGAGGCUCUGCCUUUGCCUAAAGAGACUCCGGUCCUAAUGGGCUCUGCAGAUGGCAUCUACCGACAGACACCAUUGCACAUGGCGAUUGCCUAUAACCAUCCAGAUGUGGUUUCUGUCAUCCUGGAACAGAAAGCCAAUGCUCUUCAUGCCACCAACAACUUACAAAUUAUUCCGGACUUCAGCCUUAAGGAUUCCCGGGACCAAACUGUACUAGGCUUAGCCUUAUGGACUGGCAUGCACACAAUUGCUGCUCAGCUACUGGGCUCCGGAGCUUCUAUCAAUGACACCAUGUCAGAUGGACAGACAUUGCUGCACAUGGCCAUACAGCGGCAGGACAGCAAGAGUGCUCUCUUCCUCCUGGAACACCAAGCCGAUAUAAAUGUCAGUAGGACUCAGGAUGGGGAGACUGCCCUUCAGCUGGCCAUCAAAAAUCAGCUUCCACUAGUGGUUGAUGCCAUAUGUACCCGAGGAGCUGACAUGUCUGUGCCAGAUGAAAAAGGAAACCCACCACUGUGGCUUGCCUUGGCAAGUAAUCUGGAGGACAUUGCUUCCACUCUGGUUAGACAUGGUUGUGAUGCUACAUGUUGGGGCCCAGGACCCAGCGGGUGUCUUCAGACACUUCUGCAUAGAGCCAUUGAUGAAAACAAUGAGUCUACUGCGUGCUUUCUUAUUCGAAGUGGCUGUGACGUGAACAGUCCCAGACAACCAGGAACUGAUGGUGAAGGAGAAGAGGAGGCAAGGGAUGGGCAGACCCCCCUUCAUUUGGCAGCCUCAUGGGGGCUAGAAGAGACGGUACAGUGUCUUUUGGAGUUUGGUGCCAAUGUCAACGCACAGGACGCAGAAGGAAGAACACCUGUCCAUGUGGCCAUCAGCAACCAGCACAGCGUCAUCAUUCAGCUGUUGAUCUCCCACCCUAACAUUGAGUUGAGUGUACGAGACAGACAAGGACUGACACCUUUUGCCUGUGCCAUGACUUACAAGAACAACAAGGCAGCUGAGGCUAUUCUAAAACGAGAGUGUGGGGCUGCCGAGCAGGUAGAUAAUAAAGGUCGGAAUUUUCUUCAUGUGGCUGUUCAGAACUCUGACAUCGAAAGUGUCUUGUUCCUGAUCAGUGUCCAAGCCAAUGUGAACUCCAGAGUCCAGGAUGCUUCCAAGUUGACCCCUCUGCACCUUGCUGUUCAGGCAGGUUCGGAGAUCAUUGUCCGAAAUCUGCUUCUUGCAGGAGCCAAGGUGAAUGAAUUAACUAAGCAUCGUCAGACUGCGCUCCAUCUUGCUGCCCAGCAGGACCUGCCCACCAUCUGCUCAGUCCUUCUAGAGAAUGGAGUGGACUUUGCUGCUGUUGAUGAGAACGGAAAUAAUGCUCUUCAUCUUGCGGUCAUGCAUGGUCGGCUCAACAACAUCCGGGCUCUUCUGACAGAGUGCACAGUGGAUGCUGAGGCCUUUAAUCUGAGAGGCCAGUCACCAUUACACAUUCUGGGACAGUAUGGCAAAGAAAACGCAGCAGCCAUCUUUGAUCUCUUCUUAGAGUGCAUGCCUGAGUAUCCUCUGGACAAACCAGAUGCAGAAGGCAACACAGUGCUGCUGUUAGCAUACAUGAAAGGGAAUGCCAACUUGUGCCGUGCCAUCGUCCGGUCUGGGGUUCGCCUUGGGGUGAAUAAUAACCAAGGGGUCAACAUUUUCAACUACCAGGUUGCCACUAAGCAGCUCUUGUUUAGAUUAUUAGAUAUGCUCUCCAAGGAGCCGCCAUGGUGUGACGGCUCCAACUGCUACGAGUGCACUGCCAAGUUUGGGGUCACAACUCGCAAACAUCACUGUCGUCACUGCGGCCGUCUUCUCUGCCAUAAAUGCUCGACCAAGGAGAUUCCUAUUAUAAAGUUUGACCUGAACAAGCCUGUGCGGGUUUGCAACAUUUGCUUUGAUGUACUGACUCUGGGUGGAGUCUCUUAGUGAGGCCCCCAGGAAAAUCCAGGCCAGCGUCCCCUGGCACCUCCCCAGCAGCUGCUCUACUCACCAGCCUGCCUCCUACCCAGAGCAAGAGCUGGUGGUUGUCUUCCUGUGGCAGAAGACUGGAACAGUUACAAACCAUGGUGUGACCCCAUUGCAGAUGAUUUUGUAUGACUGUCAGUGUGUCAGACUGUGGUCUGUUGUACUAGAUAUCUGGCUGGUUGGACCAGGCCAGUCUGGACUGAUUGACAAAUGUGAUGGGAAUCAGCUAGCAGCAAACAAGAACACUUGGAGACAAUUUUCCCUUCCGGUAGUGUAGCGUCUAUCUCUGAGAAUUCAAAGUCUUCCUGCCUGGGUUGACUUAGAGGCAGAGCCUGACAGUAGAGAGCGGCUGCUAGAUGAGAGCUGGUUACUCUAGGGUGGUGGCUGCUCAAAGUGGCUAUGGCCUUUAAUGCACAGUGUUUUCAUAAAUAUAAUAGGAACCUCUUGCCCUCAAGUCUUUUCUUUCUUUAAGCUAAGCUGUAUUUUUAGAGAGCUGCCCUUUUAAAAAGGUGGAAUCUUUCUAAACAGGGUUCAAAGAUGAGAGCUAAAAAAUUGUGGCCUUAACAACUAAAAGCUUUACCAAUGUUGAUGCUGCCAGGUGUCAGAGUGCAGUGGCAGCUUGAUACCUAGCAGCUGUCUCAUUCUCUCGUCUUGCUGCGUCCUGUCUAUGGAGUCCUCAGUCGCUGCCACUUGAGUGGUGGAAGAAAUGCACUUUGAUUGUGCUGCACUUUUUCUAGAGCUACAUCAUUGGUGAAUCCAAUUUAAAAAUCCAUGUUCAAAAAUACCGUCACAUACCCUUCUAUCAGUGGUUCUGAUGGCCAGCUUGAGCUGGACCUCAGCACACACUAAUCUUAAAGGGAAAACUGCCAAAAAGGAAGGAAUCCAUAUUGAUGAGAAAGAAGAUGAGUGUGACUUGGGUCCAGGUCCUCUCUCUUGGACACAUCCUUCCUGCUGAACCCUUGCCUUGCAUGCUGAUGCUGUUGGUGCCAGUUCUGAGUACUGCCCUGCCUCAUCAGAGCCAGCAGCCAAAGCCUCUGGCCAAACUAUGAACUGUUUUAGAAGUCUGGCUGAAAUGCUGAACAAGGUUCUGAAGGACAGGUCUUUGGUUCCUGUUUCUGCCUGUACUAAUCCUGGGACACUGGGGCUCUUUCUUUUCAAAGUUUGGCCAGUGUUUUGGGUUUCUUUUUCAAGUUUUUAAUUUUUUAAAAAUUUACCUUAUUGCACACUGAAAAAGAAACUUAUACCACUGGUUU